Mangifera indica (mango) is the source of this 1945-nucleotide messenger RNA. RefSeq names its product probable E3 ubiquitin-protein ligase ZFP1. Gene Ontology annotation, molecular function: ubiquitin protein ligase activity. Lineage: Eukaryota; Viridiplantae; Streptophyta; Magnoliopsida; Sapindales; Anacardiaceae. Gene Ontology annotation, cellular component: nucleus. The transcript has 7 exons. The record is from RefSeq and is a predicted model, not a curated record. Bases 193 to 1779 code for a protein of 528 amino acids.
CAGCGGUGUAAUUAAUUAAUUAAAAUUAAUGCUAAAAACCCACGAUUCUCUCUAUAUAAAUAAAUAAUCAAAAGCACAACAUGACAGUCUUUACCCCUCUCUUCCACCUCUCAAUUAAUCCUUUCAUUCUGGGAUUUCUACACACAUUCACAAGCUCUAAAAUUUGUUCAUGAUAACAAGAAGGUAGUAUAGAUGGAUCAGCGAAACCAAAGUUACAUGCUUCAUGAUCCAUGUGUUGUUAUGGGGUGUGAACCAAACUUCCCACAGCCUAUGCAAACUAUGGUAAGAGCUUCAGGGGACAUAUCUAGUCAUAACGGUCAGUCUCAUCAGUGCUAUGAUGGCACUAUGUUCUAUGGAGUGCAACAGUACACUGGAGUUCAUCAUCUUCAUGCUGCAAAUAUUGAUCUUGUUGCUUCUACUGCAUCCAACUUAUAUGUUCCUUAUAUGUCAAAUCCAUCAUCUGGCAUGCAAAUAAAUCAUGGGUCCUCAGAUCAUUUGCCAUCUCCAAGCAAUUUUGGAGUCAUUGGAGUUUCUGCAGAUGAAUAUGGAAGGAACAGCCACUAUAUGGAUCAUUUCACAGGUUUCUACAAGAGAAAGAACACUGAAGUUAUUCCUGGGAGUUUCCAGUAUUUUAAUACCCCAGCUAGCUCUAGUUUGUCAGUUGCCCCUUUGAAUACUAGGCAUCCUGAUGGAGUAGCUCCUGUGGAUGCUGCAUCUUUCCCUGUGCCUCAGUUCAGAGGGAUUGGCAAUCCAAUGGUCAGGGAUUUAGAAUCUCAAAGAAGUGUGAGAAACAGAUUAGGUUCUGCUGCCGUGGAUCCUGUUCUAGCACAUAGCCAUAAUCACUUUUUCCAAGGAAACUUUAUUGGUCACCCUUUUCAACCCAAUGGCUCUCUCUGGUUGGACCAACACAAUGAUGUUGGUGCUUCAGCCUGGACUCAGGCUCCCAAUGUACCUUACAUGCAUGGUGGCAAUAUCAGCAGUGCCACUAUGCGAUCUCAGAGCAUGGUUUUACAACGAUUUCCUGAGACAGCUAGCGGUAGAGGUACCUUGACUUCACCGCAUCCUCCUCCUAUCAAUGUUGGGCAUCAAGGUUUUCAUAACCUAUCGCCACCUAUUCAAGGAGCUAGAAGCCACAAUAUAAAUGUCCACCCUCAAGUAGCGUCAGCUUCAUAUAGAGGUCCAUCAAGUUAUGUUGCACACAACUCUAUGAAUGUUUCACAGGAUGGUUUGGAGAUGAUGCCGAGGCAUAUUGGACCUGCUCCACUAACUGGCUUUGGGAUUUACUGGUCUCAACAAGAAGGACCCAUGGCUGAGGCAAAUUUAAGACAACACAACCUUCCUUACCUCAGAGUUUUGCCAUCUGAUGGAGUUGCUAUGCUGGAGAUGCCAGAUUUUUAUGAAGUAGGGAAUCUUAUUGACCAUCACAGAGAUAUGCGCUUGGAUAUAGAAGACAUGUCUUAUGAAGAGCUUCUUGAAGUGGGGGAGCAGAUUGGCAAUGUAAAUACCGGGUUGUCGGAGGAAGCUAUCACAAGUCAAUUAAGGACAAGAACUUAUAUAUCAGCUACAGCUGAUGCGAAUCUGGAAGAGUCAGCAUCUAUGGAUCAGGAACCUGAUUCUUGCAUCAUAUGCCAGGAAGAUUAUAGGAACCAUGAGAAGAUUGGAACUCUUUGUUGUGGACAUGAGUACCAUGAAGAAUGCUUGAAGAAGUGGCUGUUUGUGAAGAAUGUCUGCCCCAUCUGUAAAUCUGAGGCAUUGGCCCCAAAAACAAAGGAUGCAUAAAACUUAUUUAUCAUAACAAAGUGUGCCUUGUUAGGUCAUUUGUACAUGUUCUUGCAUAUAUCUAGCCAAGUCAUAAUAACUUUAAUCCUUUUUUUUUUUUGGUCCUGUGUUUAUCAAAAACUGUAUAUACUUUGUUGAUAUGAAUUUGCCCUAACUUUACUCUGUA